UGGCUUAAAGUAGAAGUAUGUACUUUAAGUGCAAAGUUUUGUACUUAUUUCUGUACUUUACUUAAAUAUUGAAUUCUAAGUCCUACUCAAAAGUUUUCAAGGAGACAAAGGACUCUUAAGUUUAAGCAAAAGUAGUCAAUUUUUUAAGCCAACUAUUUCUUGGCUUAAACGCAAUAAAGUACACUUAAAAACUAAACCCGAUUAAUGUUCUCCAUAUUAAGGUGGCGCUAUUUAACAUACGUUAUUGUUGAUUGACAGUUUCAAUUAAAAUGAAUGACGAUAGAGGUUUCAACGAAGAGCUAGAGUUCUUUUUAAACGACUUAGACGAAAUGAACUACGAAUUGACAAGUAGUGAUGACGAAGAAGCUCGGCGUGAAAGGCGCAUUGAAGUACGCAGAAGAAUGGUUCCUUUCUAUUCUAGACGAACCGAUAUGUACGACGAGUUUUUUAAUGACGAUCAAUUAUACAAAACCUUUCGUUUUGAUAGAGCUUCACUCCAAUUUAUUGAAGGAUUGAUAAAUGAUAAACUCGAACGAAAAUUAAAUGGUCGAAAGUUUCUUACACCGAUGCAGCAAAUUCUUGCUGCACUAAAUUUUUAUGCCACUGGAACUUUUCAAAAAGAGGUUGGACAUGUUCUUAGAAUGAGUCAAUCAUCGGUGUGUCGCAGCGUACAUGACGUUUCAAGUGCAUUAUGCUCUAUAGCACGAGAAUGGAUUUCUUUCCCAGAAAAUUUAAAUAUGGUAUGUCUUGAGUUCUCAGAAUUUGCUGGUUUUCGUGGUAUAAUUGGUGCAAUUGAUGGAUGUCAUAUAAAAAUAGCAAGGCCAUGGGUUGACGAGAAAAUCUAUGUUAACCGUAAAAAUUUUCAUUCUAUCAACGUACAGGCUAUUUGUGAUGCCAAUGGUAGGGCGUUAAGCGUCUAUGCAAAGAAACCCGGAAGCACUAAUGAUGCAGCAAUGUUUGUUGAAAGUAUAAUUGGUCAACGGUUAGCAAGAGGAGAUUUUUCUCCUUUUCAUUUAAUCGGGGACAGUGGCUAUGCAUGUACACCUUAUUUACUUACGCCAUAUGCAGUGCCGAGCAAUGAACCAGAACGAAGAUUUAACGUUGCUCACAAAAAGUCUAGGUGCGUAAUCGAACGGUUUUUUGGUAUGGUAAAGCGUAGGUUUCCGGCUCUUUUCUUUGGAAUACGCAUGCAACCCGGUCGUGCUUGUCGCGUGAUAAUGGCAUGCUUCAUCCUUCACAAUAUAGCCCUAUCACGAAGACAACCAGAUUUCGACGACGAUAUAGCAGUUAAUCAUUUUGAGGAACAAGAUUAUGACAAUCAACCCGAUAGACAAGAAAAUUUGGCUCAAGCAGCUCUACGUCUACGAAGACAAGGUUUCGAAAAGCGAAAUCGAAUGACAUUGAAUGAUUUCACUCGUUAAAUAAGUUGCUUUCAAGUUUGUAUUGCACAUAUUGAUUAAACAGA
This is a messenger RNA of Daphnia magna, 1465 nucleotides long. RefSeq names its product putative nuclease HARBI1. Bases 270 to 1421 code for a protein of 383 amino acids. The transcript has 4 exons. Lineage: Eukaryota; Metazoa; Arthropoda; Branchiopoda; Diplostraca; Daphniidae. The record is from RefSeq and is a predicted model, not a curated record.